AUGGUUGAUAGAAGGAAUGAUGAUGCGCUUGCGGCGACAUUGACCCUGCUGGCUGGUGCCAUUCCGCAAAUGAAUGCUGGUGAUCGGGUGCGUGAUGCUGAUGAGUUUCGUGCUUUGGGGAAGUUCCAUAGGAACAAUCCACCAACUUUUAAAGGAGAUCAUGAACCUGACAAAGCUCAAGAGUGGUUGAAGGCGAUUGAGAAAAUCUUUCGAGUUAUGAACUGUUCAAAUGCAAAGAAGGUGCAGUUUGGAACUCAUAUGCUUGAGAAAGAAGCUGAAGAUUGGUGGCGUACUGUUCAUAGAUUUGACGGGGAUGGCUUGAGACUUGAUACCAAGAAGGCAAUGGGUUACGAACAGAUUAUGAGAUUUUCUGAGUUGGUUAACAAGAGUAAGAUCUAUGAUAAGGAUAGCCGUGAGAGUGCCGCUCAUUACAAGUCCUUGCAUGAUAAGAAAGGAAAAGGGCAAUUCCAAGGGAAGUCGUAUGAUGGUAAGAAGAAAGCUGGUGAUGGCAAGAAGUCGAGUGGGGGAGGAUCUCACACUCCUGUCAAGUGCUUCAGAUGUGGUGUUGAGGGACAUCGUGCUCCCGAGUGUCCUAAGGGCGAUGUGAUUUGUUUCAAGUGUGGUAAGCAAGGUCACAUAUCUUUUUAUUGCAGAGUUGGUUCGAAUGUGACUUGCUACAACUGUGGUGAGCAAGGGCACAUUAGUACCAAGUGCAACAAGCCAAAGAAAGAGCAGGCCAAAGGUAAAGUGUUUGCAUUGUCCGGUGCUGAUACUUCUGCUGAGGAGAGAUUGAUUUGA
Molecule: messenger RNA, 798 nt
Organism: Lathyrus oleraceus (garden pea)
Lineage: Eukaryota; Viridiplantae; Streptophyta; Magnoliopsida; Fabales; Fabaceae
Exons: 1
Coding region: 1-798 (265 amino acids)
Molecular function (GO): nucleic acid binding; zinc ion binding
Source: RefSeq, a predicted model, not a curated record